UCUAUGUUUAUGGAGUUCUAUUGAAAUUCCACUUUUCAUUUUUAUCUUUGCUGUUUUGCUUAGAUGCUUUUGCUUUGCUGUUUUGCUUAGAUUAAAAAAUAUAGAUUUUUAGAAUUUUAAGCCUUUGCUUUGUAUUUAUUUUUUUCUAUUCCCACUAUAGCUUUAGGAAUAAGGUGGAAAAUGCUUUACUGAGAUGAAUCAGAGGGUCAGAGUAGUUAGGUGACUUACUCAGGGUUUUAUUUAAAAGUAGCAAAGCUGUUAGUCCAACUAUAGUCAGAAGACUAGUCAAAUGCAUGUCCAUCCCACUACAUUGCAAUUCUUUUUAGUCACAUUUUACUGAGGUUCUUCAUUUAUGGAGAUAAAUGCAUCAUAAAUAUAUGACCAACAAAUAAAUCUAUGUCCAACAAAUACGUAACUUUUCCAGAAUUGGUAUCAUAAUGGCAGUGUUGCCCACAUAAGAGAAGGUGUAAUAGGUAAAUUUACCAAAUAUUUUGCUUUGUAUUGUAUCUGAAUAUUUUAUUAAAUAAAUGGUGAUGGAAAAGUAACACAGAGAUAUGAUAUAAAACAAUUUCAUACAGAACUACCCUAUCUAAAUAUAUGAAAUAUCAUAGCAUCAGUGACCCAUGCUUAAUAAAUCUAAUGAAAGAUAUUUUUCUGCACCAGUCAUCUCAGAGCCACGUCCAGAAUACUGUAGAGAGAGUACCAUUACGACAAUCUAUGCAUUGGUGCUUUCACUAGCUCCCCCUUCUCCUGUGAUACCGUUUGGAAGCUAUCCUACUAUCCCCUGGAAGGGGGAGCUCUUCCUGAUUCCUGAGAGGUGAGGAAAAAAGAUUGUCCAGGCCCAGUUAGGGAGAGGCCUUUAGAAGCAUGGGGUGGACCAGUAACCCUGUCUUACAAGUGAUUGAUGGAGAAGUUUUCUUUUUCAUGAAUGAAGGCUAUGAGCAUUUUUAGUGAGGUUAGUGUCUUUUGAAACUUUCUUUAUCUAGAAGGAAUACAGAUGAUAGUAUGCCUCUCUUUGAAAUUGGUGUCAUUGCUACUUUAUUAGUCAAUCAGUUGAUAGUGCUGCAGUUUUGGUGUAUCUGAUGCAUACCAUCUGAAUGAAAGGCAUUUAAUUAGGAUUUUAAUAUCUCUAAGUAUUUAAAGAUGAAUUUUCUGCUAUCUCCAACUCUAGACAGUUCCUUACAUUGCAACAAAAUCACUGUAUAAUUUUAACACAACAAUAAAUUAUGGAGAUACUGCAGACCUAUAUUAGCUUGCUAAAGUAUUAAUAUUUUAAAUUACCUCAAUUGCAUUUUUUGUUGGUGCCUACUAAGUAACUGUUUUACAACGUAUAUUCACACAGCUCUGAUUCAAAAAUUCAGAAGUGCAAAACAUGAGAAGGAAGCAGUAGGAGAGGAGUUUACAGCUUUAAGACAUGAGGAGCUUACAGCUUUUUAAUAUAAAUUGUUCCCAGAAUCCAUGUCACAGAUCCUUAUAUGGUGCUGCUUUUUUCCUCUUGGUUGCUAUGACAACAGCAGCACUGCACCAUUCAUCAGCUCUGGACCUGGGCUGCACUGCUAGCCUUCCUUGUUACUCCUGAAUGUUAAGAAGAACAUCCGUGAAUCAUUCACUCUGUUAACGCUGCGCCAUUAGAAACCUAAGAACCAGUUCUUCCAGUAAUUUGCUCUAACAGUGGGUGAACUAAACUGCGCCACAGAAAAAAAUUGUGUAAAAAUAUUUGUUUUAUCCUAAUGGAAUCAUACAACCUAUAUUUGCUGCAGUAUUCUGAAAGGAUAAGCUUAUGUCAACCAAUCUAAUGAAAAGAACUCGUCUGUGUAAUCUCUUGAAAUCAUUAGUUGUUCAAAACAGAAUACCACAGUGCUUCUCUGGAUACAAAAAGAAGCAGAUGAUGUUGUUAGGGGUUCUAAACCCCUUUGGGAGCGUCUCUUGUGCUUUGGGACCAUCAUCAACAUCUGCUAUAAGAAGUAUCACCUGUAACGCACAGUGAGUUCUGCACAGCGUAAAGAGCUGGCUGGAGAUUGAAGUGUGGGUCAUUCCUGAUGUGUCAGGUCUGAUAACAACGUGACCAGUGAAUAAGAAGCCUUUCAGCUUUUCUAGGGGAAAAGACUCUAUAGUAUUGACUAGUGAGGAAGAAAAACUAAAACCUCCCCUCUGAGGAAGGCAAAGUUUGUUGAGAGCCCACGAAUUCCAGAAUCCGAGCUUGGCUCACCAACCCUCACUUCAGCUCAGAAACUGGAUGUGGAUGCAUACUGCCCUGGUGAUGCUGAACAGGAGCUUGGCCCCCCUCCAUCUGUAGAUGAGGCAGCAAACACACUCAUGACUCGUCUGGGUUUCCUCCUUGGAGAGAAAGUCACAGAAGUUCAGCCAGGUGACCAAUACAGCAUGGAAGUACAGGAUGAAAAUCAGACCUCAGCAAUCACCCAGCGGAUAAGUCCUUGUUCCACUCUGACUAGCAGCACUGCCUCUCCACCAGCCAGUAGCCCCUGCUCUACACUCCCACCCAUCAGUACAAAUGCAACUGCCAAGGACUGCAGCUAUGGGGCUGUUACUAGUCCAACCUCUACCCUUGAAAGCAGAGAUAGUGGCAUCAUUGCUACGUUAACAAGCUAUUCUGAAAAUGUGGAACGCACAAAAUAUGCUGGGGAAAGCAGUAAAGAAUUAGGAUCUGGAGGAAACAUAAAACCUUGGCAAUCUCAAAAAUCCAGCAUGGACUCCUGUUUGUAUCGAGUAGAUGAAAACAUGACUGCUUCCACCUAUAGUCUGAAUAAGAUCCCAGAGAGAAAUUUGGAAACAGUGUUAUCUCAAUCAGUACAGUCUAUUCCUUUGUAUCUCAUGCCACGGCCAAAUUCAGUAGCAGCCACCAGCUCUGCCCAUUUGGAAGACCUUGCUUACCUGGAUGAGCAGAGACAUACACCUUUGAGAACUUCUCUACGAAUGCCAAGACAGAGUAUGGGCGGUGCUCGCACACAGCAGGAUUUAAGAGUUCGCUUUGCACCUUAUAGGCCUCCAGAUAUCUCCUUGAAGCCUCUGCUCUUUGAAGUGCCCAGCAUCACUACAGAGUCAGUGUUCGUUGGCCGAGAUUGGGUUUUCCAUGAAAUAGAUGCUCAACUUCAAAGUUCAAAUGCCAGCGUGAACCAAGGAGUAGUGAUUGUGGGAAACAUUGGAUUCGGCAAAACUGCCAUCAUCUCCAGACUGGUGGCCCUCAGCUGCCACGGUACAAGAAUGAGACAGAUCGCCUCAGACAGCCCACAUGCCUCCCCCAAACAUGUGGAUGCCAACAGAGAGCUGCCACUCACACAGCCACCUUCAGCCCACUCGUCUAUCACCAGUGGAAGCUGCCCAGGAACUCCGGAAAUGCGCAGGCGGCAGGAGGAGGCUAUGCGAAGACUAGCCUCACAGGUGGUCGCCUAUCACUAUUGUCAAGCAGAUAAUGCCUACACUUGCUUGGUGCCGGAAUUUGUCCACAAUGUUGCUGCCUUGCUCUGCCGCUCACCUCAGCUGACAGCCUAUCGGGAGCAGCUUCUUCGGGAACCUCACCUGCAGAGCAUGCUGAGCCUUCGGUCCUGUGUUCAAGACCCCAUGGCCUCCUUCCGGAGGGGAGUCCUGGAGCCACUAGAAAAUCUCCAUAAAGAGAGAAAAAUCCCAGAUGAAGAUUUCAUCAUUUUAAUUGAUGGAUUAAAUGAAGCAGAAUUUCACAAACCGGAUUAUGGGGAUACAGUUGUAUCGUUUCUGAGUAAAAUGAUCGGAAAGUUUCCUUCUUGGCUUAAACUAAUUGUAACAGUUAGGACCAGUUUACAGGAAAUUACCAAGCUGCUGCCUUUCCAUAGGAUUUUUUUGGAUCGACUAGAAGAGAAUGAAGCCAUAGACCAGGACCUGCAGGCUUACAUCCUGCACCGGAUACACAGCAGCUCAGAGAUCCAGAAUAACAUUUCACUUAAUGGCAAAAUGGACAAUACUACAUUUGGCAAACUCAGUUCUCAUCUCAAGACCCUCAGUCAAGGGUCCUAUCUAUAUCUGAAACUUACAUUUGACCUCAUAGAGAAAGGCUAUCUAGUGUUAAAGAGCUCUAGCUACAAAGUAGUUCCUGUUUCACUCUCAGAGGUUUAUUUACUCCAGUGCAAUAUGAAGUUCCCAACCCAGUCUUCCUUUGACCGGGUGAUGCCUCUCCUGAAUGUGGCAGUGGCCUCUCUCCACCCACUGACUGAUGAGCAUAUCUUCCAGGCCAUCAAUGCUGGGAGCAUUGAAGGCACGCUAGAAUGGGAGGAUUUUCAGCAGAGAAUGGAGAACCUCUCCAUGUUCCUAAUCAAGCGCAGAGACAUGACUCGUAUGUUUGUACAUCCUUCUUUUCGAGAAUGGCUUAUCUGGAGAGAAGAAGGAGAGAAAACCAAAUUUCUCUGUGAUCCCAGGAGUGGUCACACGUUACUUGCCUUCUGGUUUUCCCGCCAAGAGGGAAAACUAAACCGACAGCAGACUAUUGAACUGGGACAUCACAUCCUCAAAGCACACAUUUUUAAGGGUUUGAGUAAAAAAGUUGGUGUAUCAUCCUCCAUUCUCCAAGGUCUCUGGAUCUCUUAUAGCACAGAAGGUCUUUCCAUGGCACUGGCGUCUUUACGAAAUCUCUACACUCCAAAUAUAAAGGUCAGCCGACUGCUGAUUUUGGGAGGUGCCAAUAUUAAUUACCGGACAGAGGUUUUAAAUAAUGCUCCAAUUCUAUGUGUUCAGUCCCAUCUUGGUUACACAGAAAUGGUAGCCCUGCUGCUGGAGUUCGGGGCCAACGUGGAUGCCUCUUCUGAAAGUGGCCUGACUCCCCUGGGAUAUGCUGCAGCAGCAGGGUACCUGAGCAUUGUGGUGCUGCUGUGCAAGAAACGGGCCAAGGUGGAUCAUUUGGAUAAGAACGGGCAGUGUGCUUUGGUUCAUGCUGCACUCCGAGGUCAUCUGGAGGUUGUCAAGUUUUUGAUUCAGUGUGACUGGACGAUGGCCGGUCAGCAGCAAGGAGUAUUUAAGAAGAGCCAUGCCAUCCAACAGGCCCUCAUUGCUGCAGCCAGCAUGGGUUAUACUGAGAUUGUCUCCUACCUACUUGAUCUUCCAGAAAAAGAUGAAGAGGAAGUAGAGCGAGCACAGAUCAACAGCUUUGACAGUCUCUGGGGAGAGACAGCCCUAACAGCUGCAGCCGGAAGGGGCAAACUGGAGGUGUGCCGUUUGCUCUUGGAACAAGGGGCGGCAGUGGCCCAGCCAAACCGCCGAGGGGCAGUGCCACUAUUCAGCACAGUGCGCCAGGGCCACUGGCAGAUUGUUGAUCUUUUACUCACCCAUGGAGCUGAUGUCAACAUGGCAGACAAGCAGGGCCGCACUCCCCUGAUGAUGGCUGCUUCCGAAGGCCAUCUAGGAACUGUGGACUUUCUACUUGCACAAGGUGCCUCCAUUGCUCUUAUGGACAAAGAAGGACUGACAGCCCUCAGCUGGGCUUGUUUGAAGGGCCAUCUCUCAGUAGUACGUUCUCUGGUGGAUAACGGAGCUGCCACAGACCAUGCUGACAAGAAUGGCCGUACCCCACUGGAUCUGGCAGCUUUCUAUGGCGAUGCUGAGGUGGUCCAGUUCCUGGUAGAUCAUGGGGCCAUGAUCGAGCACGUUGACUACAGUGGAAUGCGCCCUUUGGAUAGGGCAGUGGGGUGCCGGAACACUUCUGUUGUUGUCACUCUUCUGAAGAAAGGAGCCAAGAUAGGUUGUCAGACGUUACCGAGUCGCCCACGAGGUCCAGCCACAUGGGCGAUGGCCACCUCCAAGCCAGACAUCAUGAUCAUCCUGUUGAGCAAGCUGAUGGAAGAGGGGGACAUGUUUUAUAAGAAAGGUAAAGUAAAGGAAGCUGCCCAGCGCUACCAGUACGCCCUGAAGAAGUUCCCUAGAGAAGGGUUUGGUGAGGACUUGAAAACUUUCCGGGAACUAAAGGUGUCUCUCCUCCUCAACCUCUCUCGGUGUCGCAGGAAAAUGAACGAUUUUGGAAUGGCGGAGGAAUUUGCUACUAAGGCCCUGGAGCUGAAACCGAAAUCUUAUGAAGCUUACUAUGCGAGAGCAAGGGCAAAACGCAGCAGCAGACAGUUCGCAGCAGCCUUAGAGGACCUGAACGAGGCCAUCAAGCUGUGUCCCAACAACCGUGAGAUCCAGAGACUUCUGCUGAGAGUGGAAGAAGAGUGCAGACAGAUGCAGCAGCCACAGCAGCCACCACCACCACCGCCGCCACCGCAGCCUCAGCAACAGUUGCCGGAAGAAGUAGAACCUGAACCACAGCAUGAAGACAUAUACUCUGUACAGGAUAUAUUCGAGGAGGAGUACCUGGAACAGGAUGUUGAAAAUGUUUCCAUCGGCCUUCAGACAGAGGCCCGGCCCAGCCAGGGGCUCCCGGUCAUCCAGAGCCCACCCUCCUCUCCCCCGCAUCGGGACUCAGCCUACGUCUCCAGCUCACCUCUUGGCUCUCAUCAGGUUUUUGACUUCCGGUCCAGUAGUUCUGUAGGCUCUCCCACUAGACAGACCUAUCAGUCCACCUCACCUGCCCUGUCUCCAACUCAUCAGAACUCACAUUACAGGCCUAGCCCACCACACACUUCCCCAGCUCAUCAGGGAGGAUCUUACCGUUUCAGCCCCCCUCCUGUGGGAGGACAGGGCAAAGAAUACCCAAGCCCUCCCCCUUCCCCUCUCCGGAGAGGCCCUCAGUAUCGGGCCAGCCCUCCAGCUGAAAGUAUGAGUGUCUAUAGAUCCCAGUCUGGUUCACCCGUGCGCUAUCAGCAGGAAACAAAUGUCAGUCAGCUUCCUGGCAGACCCAAAUCUCCAUUAUCCAAAAUGGCCCAGCGGCCCUACCAGAUGCCUCAGCUCCCUGUGGCAGUUCCCCAGCAAGGGCUCAGGCUACAGCCUGCCAAGGCCCAGAUUGUGAGAAGUAACCAGCCCAGCCCAGCGGUCCAUUCAAGCACCGUCAUCCCCACAGGAGCCUAUGGCCAAGUAGCCCAUUCAAUGGCCAGUAAAUACCAGUCUUCACAAGGAGACAUAGGAGUCAGCCAGAGCCGGUUGGUUUAUCAAGGGUCAAUUGGGGGAAUUGUAGGGGAUGGGAGGCCGGUGCAGCAUGUCCAAGCCAGCCUGAGUGCAGGCGCCAUCUGUCAGCACGGAGGAUUGACCAAAGAGGAUCUUCCACAGCGACCUUCCUCAGCAUACCGAGGUGGCGUGAGAUACAGCCAGACACCACAGAUCGGACGCAGCCAGUCAGCAUCCUAUUACCCAGUCUGUCACUCAAAACUAGAUCUGGAGCGCUCCUCCAGCCAACUAGGUUCCCCUGAUGUGUCGCAUUUAAUCAGAAGACCUAUCAGCGUCAACCCUAAUGAAAUCAAACCACACCCGCCAACUCCCAGGCCAUUGCUGCAUUCCCAAAGUGUGGGCCUUCGCUUCUCUCCAUCUAGCAAUAGUAUCUCCUCCACCUCCAACCUAACUCCAACCUUCCGGCCAUCUUCUUCCAUCCAGCAAAUGGAGAUCCCACUGAAACCCGCAUAUGAGAGGUCAUGUGACGAGCUGUCACCAGUGUCUCCAACUCAAGGAGGUUACCCCAGUGAGCCCACCCGAUCCAGGACCACACCAUUCAUGGGGAUCAUAGAUAAAACAGCGCGGACUCAGCAGUACCCCCACCUCCACCAGCAGAAUCGGACCUGGGCAGUGUCAUCCGUGGACACUGUCCUCAGUCCCACGUCUCCAGGCAACCUGCCUCAGCCCGAGUCCUUCAGUCCACCAUCAUCCAUCAGCAACAUUGCCUUUUAUAACAAAACCAACAAUGCACAGAAUGGCCAUUUGCUGGAGGACGAUUAUUACAGCCCCCAUGGGAUGCUGGCUAACGGGUCUCGCGGAGACCUCUUGGAGCGAGUCAGCCAGGCCUCCUCCUAUCCCGAUGUGAAGGUAGCUCGGACUCUACCUGUGGCUCAGGCAUACCAGGACAACCUGUACAGGCAGCUGUCCCGAGACUCUCGGCAAGGGCAGACAUCCCCUAUCAAACCAAAGAGACCAUUUGUGGAGUCUAAUGUUUAAAAGACGUUUUGUUGGAGUGAGACCCAUAUGUUUUCACUGCACAUUUUCAGGCUUGGUUUCCACAUUUGAGGUAGUUCUCUGGCUUAAUUUCUCAUGUAGUUUCUGUGUGGUGUUCAGAGGUGGCAGCCCACAUGCUGAAAUCCUUUGCAUGCAGCCGACUGGGAAGCGGCCUCCCGGGAGCCAGGACUUCAGUUUCUCUUGUCUAUGCCCAGCCACAUGCUCUCUCCCUCUCUUCAGAUGCCAACGAGGAGAUUUUCAUGCCAUGUGCUUUAACCCAGGGAGAUCAGACACACUGGUCAGCUUUUUCCAGGAGACAAUCGCUUUCACUGAUGUUCUUGUUGUGUAAUUGUCUUUUUCUUUUUUUAAAAAAAUAAGGUGUUCUUGUUCGUUUUCUUCUAGAAACUUUUAGAGUGCGAUGCCCCUUUGCCUUUGCAUUCUUAGCCAGUGUCACCCACACAGCCAGCUGCAGCGCAUUCUCAUACUGUGGCCCCUCCCCAGACCGCCAGUGCCCUGCAGCCACCAGGUCUACAGUGUGCAUUAGGAUUAUUGCUGGUCUUCCUAGGGGGGUAAAAGGAUCAGAAGAGAAGAAUUAAGUGCUAAAUUGGAAGAAAACCCCAAUAUAAUUACGUAAAAUGUCACUACAUUGAUUUUCCGAGAGGCAUUGUAGGAACAUGUCAAAAACAGCCAGCCCUUUAAAUAUUGCAGUCAGCCAAGGAAAUUAGAUGAGAAUUGUGGCUAUUAAGAGAACUCACUGAGAGUUAUUCUCUAGAUUUUUAGCUGACAACCAGUAAAAGCUGCUGCUUUUCCAGGGUAGGGGAGGGAAUGAAUACAUGGAAAAACGAAAAAGAUUGUUCUGGAUUCUCAGUGAAAGGCUAUAGGAAGUCUGUUCUGGAGACAUCUACUUUUUAGAUCCUGAUACAUCACUGAGUGUCAUACUCCACAAAAAGGAACCUCUUCCCGAAGGCUGGCUGGUGUGACAAUCCCAUUAGUUGGAUCUUCACCUACAGCCAGAUUUUGUUCUAGUGGCCCUCUUUCUGUAAACCCAGAUGGCAUCAUACAGAAAUCGUUUCUUUCAGAAGCAGAUUGGAAUCUCUUGGGACCAUGAGACUGAGUCCCAAUAUUUCCACCCAGGGUCACGCCCGUUGUUGUCUACUUCCGUUUUGAGAUCUAUAGUUUGAUUAUUAUCACAGGAACUGUUUCUUUUCUUUUUCUAGGAGUAUUUGUGAGAGUGUGAUAUUUUAAAGUCAGAUGCAGCAAAAACUGUUUCAGGGUGAAGAAAGACCCCUUUCAGCCCUGUUUUGUAGCCCUGGGUGGGGGCAUGAGAUAGCAAGCUUCUGAUCUUGGUCACCGUACACAUCUUCUAGGUCUCGUGGUCAUUUGGUAAGCUGACCUUUGAGUGAGCGAGGCCACUGUUGAGUGGAUAGCAGGAAUAUUGGAACCAAAGCCUUGGCACAGGCCUGGCACUGGCUGUACAUCAGCUCUUACAACUAAACAACUCAACCCAACAAACUAAGCAACUGAAACGAAACAAAGAAGCAUUCGUUCUCUGUUAUUAGGAAUCAUUCUGCUCUGUUAGGGAAGGGCUGCAGGAAGGGCAGUUUCCUGAAUAAAAAUCUGGCUAUGACCAGUCCCAUGUGUUUGGUUGGUAAGUAAGUAAGUAAGUGCCCUUUGAAGGGAUCAUUAAGACACAGGGAACAUGAACCUGAGAUCAGAAGCAUUUCUUUACUAAUUUAGAUUCUGCCAAAUAGACUAACCUCUCCACCCCCAAACCUAAAACAGGCCAGGACUUGUCUCUUUGUGCUGAAAGCAAAUAGCGGGACUAACUCAAGCCCCAGCCUCUUUCCACCCUCCCUGAGACCUAAGGACUGCCUUCUCAGCUAGACCAGGGUGGGCAUCAGCGACGCCUUCUCAGCUAGACCAGGGUAGGCAUCAGCGUCCUCUCUCCAUCUCUGUACCCCUCUCUCACACAUCAGGAAGAUGAGACAUGUAGCUCUAGCGGCAGCCUCUAGCCAGGAGCCCAGUGGCCUCUCAGAUCGCUUUUUGGCCAGGUCUCAGCACUGCUGGCCUCUUUGCAUCUUAUUCCUUACAACCUCCUCUCACUGAGGAGCCACUGCAUUUUGAAGAAUUUCUCAGUGUCUGUUAGAAAAGUGCUCCUGCUCAUUUGGAACGCCACACAUCCACCCACACUCACCUGUCCAGGCGAAUGAGCAGGUCCUGUAGCUUUACAAAUAUGCCACUGAUGCCACUUCUCCCCAGGGUCUCUCAGUUUUCCAGGACAAAAAGGAGAUUUAGGGCCUAUACCCUAUGGGCAAAACACCUAAAAUGUUAACAGUCAAAAUGCCAUUUUUUUGGCCAUCAUGAGAGGGAGUAGGUAUCACUGCUGCAUGCCAGUUGUUUUUGACUAGAAUAUGCCAACCAGAGUUUGUUGGGGCAGGAGACGUUUUUCCUUACAAGCAGACUGCCUGUGCCCUGUGCCCUGUUUGCUACUUCACUGCCAUGGAAUGAUCUGAGUACUGUAUUUCAGAGCUGCCCCUUCCCCAGCAGCAAACACUCGCUGAGUCCAUGUCUGGCAUCAGGUGGGAGGAAAUGUUUCAGAUGAAACUUACUCAAUUCAUAUCACCCUGAAAUGGAGGACAGAGGUGACAAACUUCAGUUUAAUAGGUUUCUCACCAAGUUGUAUGUUCCAUUGGCCCAGGAUUCUUGCACUAAUGGGUUUCCAUCACAUCAUGUCUAUAAAUGGGUGCACUUUACUGUUUGAAUUUGUAACUGAAGUACUGGAUAUUUAAGUGUGAGUAAUGUCUUCAUUAGAAAAUAGCAGAACCGCUCUUGUCUUUUAGUGUAUUUUUCAAGAAAAAAGGAAAGGAAAGACAUCAAGCAGUGGAUCACAACAUUUAUAGCACAAGAAAUAACUGUUGUAUAUAAGCAUCAAAAAGAUUAAGAAUUUUUUAAUAUGAAAAAUAUUUGCAGUGAUUUUAAAGUGCUUUUCCAGCAAUGUUCUUAGGGACUCCUGAGACACGGUUACUUUAUCUACUGGAUCAGUAAGGCACACAAUUAACAAUUAACAAUUAAUGUUUAUUUACAAAGUAAAGGGAAAACCUGUGUAACAUGAGAAUUUGGCAUGACAAAAUGGAGACCAUUUUGUAUCUGCUGUUGUAUCUUGUCCGGGUUGCAGACGUGCACUAUUAAAGUCCCAAGUUAAUAGAGCACAAACCCUUCUCGCUCCUCCCCCAUGUGCCCCUCUUUUCAGAUGUGUAUAACAAACUCGAUGGCUCAGGAAAAUUCCACUAAUUAGAAUCAUGUACAGUACCCCAGGUCGUUGUCCAGAUAUACAAGUUUGCUAAUGUAGUUAAGCCUGGAUUAUUAAAACACUUUUCCUAAAUUAUUGUAAACAGAACAGCUUAGAGAAAGGUAUUCUCAGUCCUUAUAUUGUAUAGUAGUUUAUGAGCCCCUCUCUAAAUGUUGAUAUUUUUAUAUUCCAGAGAUGUACCCAAUAGAAAAAAUUAAAAAUUAAUCAGUAUCUAAUUUAAUAUCCAUAAGUAUUUUUCCUUAGAUUUUAGUCACAUACAGUGGGCUAUGUGGAUGUCACUUGUGCUUCACCAUAGUUUACCACUAGGUGUCACUGUGGCUCUGCACUGCGCUUGUUUUGUAGCAAAGAACCGCGGCAUCCCCUCGGGAGAGAGGAGCUGCUUCCAGGGCAACAGGCAGGCGGGCUCAGAGGUUCAGGAGAAGGGAACAGAGGCCUGGAAGGGGUCUUCGUGCAUCUGUGCCAGUUGUGCAAGACGAACUCUUUGAACACUACAUGCUUUGGACUUCAGCCAGGCAGAGGCUGGGAGAAGGUUGACCAGAGCUCCCUUGCUCUGGUAGAGGGAUAGGUUCAGGGAGAAGCCCCUUCUUCCCCGUGAGCCUCCCUCCUCUCAGUUCCUCUCAGCCUCCAGCUUUUAUAACUCCAGAAGCGUCACAGUUGGGUGGUUUGAUUCAGAGAGAGUUAUUUUUCUACUGCAGAAAUGCCUUGGACAAAACCAGUGCUCACUGAAUCUUUGCCACAAAAUGGAACAGGCUAUCCCAGGGGGCAAGAGGUGCCCGCCCCUGUGCCCAGCCUCCUCUUGAUGCUCCCAGUGCCCAGCAGCCUCGCCCACCCUGCCUGUCUGUUCCUGAGCUGCCCAUUUCUCAAGAAACCGACCUGCAAAGGCAGCCGGCUGCUGCCUCCACACUGAGGGCUGUGCGGUCCUGCUGCUUGCUCACUGGGAGGUGCAGCUCUUUCUCCUCUUCCUCUAGGAAUUCCAGACCGACCAUCUACCAUGACUAACAACAAUGAACAAAGGGCUUAGGGGCAAGAGCUACCUACAAAGACGUGUCAUGGAACCCUUCACCAUGCAAUGCCUUGAACUCAGCUCUGGCUGCUCCCAAGAAAAGGUGGCUGGCUGGGGGCCUGGACACAAGCACAAUGGGGCUGGUGGAGCCACUGUGCAGAGCUACUUGAAUAAUCACUGGGUUUUCAUCAACUCCUUUUGUUAUACAGACCACUCAAGGGCUGAAGUGUUGGUAACCUUCAUUUCGGUGUCCAAAGCCUCACAGCAGGUGAGCCACCCUGAGAUGCUUGUGGCCACAUGGUGGCCACAGUCAGAGCUUUGAAAGUCAGUACCAAAUGAACGCAUAAUUGGACACCAAAAAUCAAGUGUUACUUUCGUGUUUCCUCACCCAUCAUCUCAUUGCCUCCUGCUGACUCUGAUACCGACGCUGAGCUGACUUGCCAGGCUGCCGCUGGAUGCGUAGAGAUCAGGCCAGCGCCGCGCUCAUUUUUCCAGAUAGACCUACUCUGUGGAACGGAAGUGCCCUAGCUGCUUUGUUUUUGUAGCACUUGCUGGCUGAAUUUUUCUUUUGCUAAUUGCUAACCAGAAAGUCUGGUUAGAGGGGGCUCAACUCAAUCCCUUUGGUCCCCAGAGCCAGACGAGUUAAUUCUGGAAAAUUGAGUACUUGAAUGUACCUGCCUUAUUGCAUACCAAUUUACUGGGGGGAAAAAAAAUUUAGUGAUGCCGGCUCCAGAUCUCCACUUCAUUCACAGGUGAUUUUGGAAAUCCUAUAAGUUACACUUCCUGUUCUGGUUUUGUUUUGUUUUUUGUUUCCUUUGGCUGAUUCCUGCUGAGUGAGGCCAGUUCCUCAUCAGGCUCAGGGCAGGUGCCAUUUUCAGGCGUGGCCUCCUUUCCAUCUAGCACAGCAUCUUUGUCUCUGUUCUGUCUCCUCCAAAUCCAAGAUGAUUUUAAUUAGUACAGACAUGUACAGUCUACAAUUAAAGAGUGAUUUGUACUAAUAUGAUUUUGAUCUUCUUCCUCUUUGCUGUCCUUUCAAGACACUUGCUGGAAAAAGCUUUAAUGCACUUAGUUUUCCUUUAGGUUUUCUAUGACUCCGCUGUAAAGGACUUUCUCUGUACAGUAUAUUAUCCAAUGCAUGUUUGUUCUCUCUCCUGAUAUAUUGAACACCACACAGUUGUGAAGCCGCGCAGUGGGGAUGCCCCACACCCCACAGAGGCAUCUACCCCUGUGUAUAAGGAAAGACAUUUUCCUUUGCUGUACUUGCUUGAGCAGUUUUAUUGUCUGUACAUGUGAGCUGUGUGAGAUAGAUGUGAAAAGUUCAAAUGAAUGCAUUUUCCUGCCCCAUGUAUACAGAUUGUCAUCUGUACAAUGAACUGUAUGUAUGAAAGCAAAUGUACUUAUUUAUAAAUGGCUAACACUUGGAAAACCA
Messenger RNA from Symphalangus syndactylus (siamang), 13797 nucleotides. It is a transcript of the gene TANC2, whose product is annotated as tetratricopeptide repeat, ankyrin repeat and coiled-coil containing 2. Gene Ontology annotation, cellular component: dendritic spine. Gene Ontology annotation, biological process: regulation of dendritic spine morphogenesis. Lineage: Eukaryota; Metazoa; Chordata; Mammalia; Primates; Hylobatidae. The record is from RefSeq and is a predicted model, not a curated record. Gene Ontology annotation, molecular function: protein binding.